Messenger RNA from Plasmodium gaboni, 4110 nucleotides. RefSeq lists its product as hypothetical. Lineage: Eukaryota; Apicomplexa; Aconoidasida; Haemosporida; Plasmodiidae. The transcript is spliced from 17 exons. Gene Ontology annotation, molecular function: protein binding. The record is from RefSeq and is a predicted model, not a curated record. The coding region runs from base 1 to 4110 and encodes 1369 amino acids.
AUGGAAUAUAAAGAAAAGCCUGAAGGACCUUUCUUUGUGUCUUUUUAUGUUACAAAUUUUAAUUCUUCUGACCCGUCCUUUUCUUACAAGAUAAAUAUAGUAGACUUUUAUGAUAACCUAUAUGAAUCUAAUAUCAUAAACCAAAAUAAUUUUAAACAAAUUAAUUUUUCCAAUAAUUAUAUACAAUUAAAUGAAGAAAUUUUAGUAAAGACCAAUAUAAGUGAUGAUAAUAAUUUUGUAUUGAUAGGAUAUGAGAAUAUCAAAGCUUUGUCAUUUUUGCAUGAACAGUUAAUAAUCUCAAAGAAUAUUAUAAUAACAUAUAAAUAUGAAGAUCAUAAAGAAAAUGUAGUUAAUAAAAAUAUCGAUAAUGAAAAGAACAAAAAAAAAAAAGAUAAUGAAAAAGAAGGAAAAAAUAAAAAGAAAAAGGAAAAGAAUAAAAAUAAUACCAAGAUUGAAAUCGAAAUAUUAGAAAAUUCGAUAAAAAAGGAUAUUGACAUAAAUUUUAAUAUUACCCUAAAUAUAAAUUCACUGGUUGGACAUUACUGCGAUAGGCUUAAUUAUAAUAUUAUGAACGUUAAGAUUGAUGGGAUCUAUAAUAUAUCUUCAUCAAUAGAAGAAAUUGUCACAAAAAGAAACUCCCUAAAUUUUCAAAUGAAAUUAUUAGACAUCUCCUUAAACAAUGGAAUUCUUAUAGAAGAUAAGGAGAACAAGAAAUAUAAUAUUACUUGGAAUAAUGAUAAUAUAUACAAAUAUAGAAAUAUAAAGGAAAUCGAAUAUAUCUACAAAUAUCUAUUUUAUGAAUCCUUCAACAUAAAUGGAUGGAUAAUUUGUUCAAAUGAAAGUAAAAAACAAAAAGAUAAUGUAACCCCCAAUAUAGUAGAUUCUUUAUGUGCAACCUUUGAGGUUAAUAUAUCUGAUAUAAUAUUAAACAAAGUCGUUAAUGCCAAGUACAAACUGCAUCAUAUAAAAGAUUUAAAAAAGGACAUAAAAAAUGUAAAACAAAGUGGCAAUCAAUGUUUAGAUAUUUUCUCAAAUUCGUAUAUACAGCUAACAAUACAAUUUUAUAAACCCUUCUUGCAAAGAACAAUGCUGGAAAGUCCAUUCCCAAUUGAUUCUAUACGUCCAAAUUUAAAAAAAGAAAUACAAAUAGAAAAUGACAAAAAGCAAAAAGAGGAUAUCAGUAAUUUAUUUAAUCGAUCAGUUGUGGAAGGCAUAAAUUUUAUCAACGACCAAAUAAAACAAUUAAGAAAAGAACAACAAAUGAAAAUUUAUCAAAGAACAAAAGAAUAUUUUUCCUUUCUAAACAACUUAAAGGAGAACCCAACGUACAUAAAUUUAUAUAAUAAUAUGAAAGAUGUGAUGAUUAAAGUUACAUAUGAUAUAAUUAAUAAAAAAAUUUAUAAGCAUUUUAAUAUAAGUGAUGAGGUUUGCAUGGAUAUAUCUAGCGAUAAUGAGAAUAUUAUAGAUAAAGAAAAAAAAAUAGAAACAUCAAAUUUAAUUUCAGAAGAAAACAUUAAUUGUAUUUUUGUCUAUCUGUUUAAUUUUAUGUAUGAAUCAUCUAAUGUCAUAAUAAAUAAUUAUUUUGAAAAAGAAGAUAAUAUAAAUAAAGAAUCAAUAAAUGAUAUAAAAAAAUAUAAUAACAUAAAUAAUUUAGAAUAUUAUUUAUAUAAUAUUAUUAUAGAAAAUGUACAUUUAUUAAAAUAUAAAAGAAAUAUUCCUUUUAUCGAAGCAAUAAUAUUAAUACUUUAUAAAAAGAUAAAUAAUAUAUAUGAACGUAAUAUAAAAGAAAAAAAUAUAAAUGACAUAUUUAUAGAAAAAGGUGAUAAUCAUAUUAUUAAUAUAAUAGAUAAUUAUACAUGUUAUAAUAAUAAUAAUAAUAAUACCAUAAAUGAUAAUUAUAUAUAUAAAAAAAAAGAAAAAAAAAAAAAAAACUUAUAUUCUAAUAGUCAAGAAAAUAAUAUAACAUCAUUAAUAAAACAUAUUUGUAUUGAUAAUCGAAGUAAUUUCAAUUCUUAUCUUUUUGAUUAUAUUGAACACUUUGAAGAUAUUAUAUUACAUAAACAUGUGAGAAAAGACGAUGAAGAAAUAUUUAAAAGAAAUAAUUUGCAGGAAAAUAUCUUAUCCGUUUUUAAUAUGGAAGAAAAUAAAAAUAUAAAAAUUAUGUUUACAGAUAUUAUUUAUAUGUAUUCUAAAGUUAUAUUAUUAAAGAAUAACACUAUUAAUCUUAAAUAUGAUAAACAAAGCCAAAUUUUAAAAUAUACAGAAGAAAAUGAAGAGAAUAAAGAAAAAAAUUACUAUGAUGAUAAUGAUAAUUAUAAUUGUCAGGUUAAUUUCGACUAUUAUGAUACAUAUAUUAAUACCAAUAUUGUAGACACUUCAAUAUCGUGUUUGUGCACCUAUAUAGAACUAACCAACAGUAAAAAUAUUGAGAGCCUGUUCAUUCUAUGCCUUUUAUAUUUGAACAUACAUAAAUAUAAAGAGAGUUUAAAAUUAGCUAAUUAUAUUAUAAAUAUUUUACAAAAAAGAAAAGAAAAUGAAGCAAAAAUAAAAGACAAAUUAGAUGACAAAUUAGAUGAUAAAUUAGAUGAUAGGGUAGACGUUAAUGUAGAAAAUGUAAUAGAAGCAAAGUUAAAAGAAAAAGAAAACCAUUUAAAUAUAAAUAAUUUAUAUAUAUAUAGUACUUUUCAUGACAAUAAUUUGAACAUAUGUGAGAACAUAUGUAUAUAUAUUAAAAGCCUUUGUUAUUUUUUUCAACGUAAUUAUAUAUACUAUUAUAUAAAUAUGUGUAUACUUUUAAAUGAAAAUAAAAAUAUAUUAAAAGAAUGCAUAGAAAAAAAUGCCAACAUAUAUGAAGAAGAAAAGGAAAAAUGUUGUGAUUCAAGAAAAUCCAAUAAUAAAGAAAGUAAAAAAAAAGAGAAAAAAGAUAUUGAAAAGGAUCAUAAGGAAAAGAAAAAAGGUUCAAAAAAAAAAAUAAAAGAUGAAAAUAAUGAAAAGAAAGAUAUACAAAAUGAAGAAAUAUUUAUGAAUAAUGAAAAAAUGGAUAUACAAAAUGAAGAAAUAUUUAUGAAUAAUGAAAAAAUGGAUAUACAAAAUGAAGAAAUAUUUAUGAAUAAUGAAAAAAUGGAUAUACAAAAUGAAGAAAUAUUUAUGAACGAUGAAAAAAUAGAUACACCAAAUGACCAAACUUUAAACACAUAUAACAAUAAUAAGAAUAAUAAUAACAGUAACAUAAAUUUGUAUGACAAUACCAAUAUUUCAAGAAAAAAGCAUAAAGGUAAGGAAAUUUCAUCACCAAAAAAUCUAAAAAGAAAAUCAGAAAUAUCUUCUUAUCACACAGACCAUUUAUUAUUGACAUAUAUUGAAACGUCAGAAGAUAAAAUUCCAAUAAAAGAUAAAUAUAUGUUGUUAUUUAUAAUAUAUUGUAUAAAAUAUAAUAUUAUUAAUAUUGUUAUGUUCAUAUAUGAAAAUAGAAGAAAACUUUUAAAUGACAUAACUAUUGACUCACAUUUAUUUCAUCAUCUGACUAUAAGAAUAUUUUUCUCAAUAAAAGAUUAUCUCAAGUGUAUUAAUUUGAUAGAAGAAAAAUUCGAACACUUAAACAACGUGGAUAUAUUAUACAUCUAUUCACAAUGUUUAUAUAAAUUAAAAAACUAUAAAAAAUGUAUAGAAUAUAUGCAAAAGUAUUUAAAUUUAUGUAAAUAUAAUAAUGUGAGAGUUAAAAUAUAUCUACAAUUAAAUAAAAUAUAUUUUUCUUUAAAUAAAUAUUCAGAAAGUAAGAGUAUGAUAAAAAAUUCUUUACAAAUAUAUAAGACAAGUUAUGCUUAUCUUAACUUAGCAUAUUACUAUUUGAUUAAAAAAAAAAAUUUUAUCUAUUCAUAUAAAAUGUUAUAUAAAGCAAACGAGAUAAAUAUUUUCAAUAUUAAAUUGUGGGCAUAUCUCACAGUAGUAUUCCUGCAUUUAAAUAUGAAGAUACAAGCUGAUAAAAGUUUAAAUAAUUUUUUGAAAAUGAAAGUGUAUAAAAAAGAUCUUAUUAUUCAUAUGAUGGAGACAUACAAAUAUUAUGGUUAUGAAAAGGAAGAAAAAUAUUUAUUAUCAUUUUUAAAAAAUUAG